GUGUGUGUGUGUGUGGAGUCACGUGGAGCCCUCCUCGGUUCUGUCCAAACAGAACGUGAGCUGCUGUUGAAGCGCCGCUCGGUGCUAAACCGAUUCAUGUUGUUUUUCUAGCCACCCGUCCCUUUAAACUAGACCAUUUUAUCGAAGAAUGAGUGAUAACGAUGACAUCGAAGUCGAUAGUGACGAAGAAUCACCGAGAUAUCACUCUGUGGCAGACAAACGGGCACACCACAAUGCGCUGGAGCGCAAACGUAGGGACCACAUCAAAGACAGCUUUCACAGCCUCCGGGACUCGGUACCUGCCCUGCAGGGAGAAAAGGUUGGUAAAGCUCAGCCUCAGUCUACCAAACAGGCGUCUCGAGCUCAAAUCCUAGACAAAGCCACAGAGUACAUCCAGUACAUGAGGCGAAAAAAUCACACGCACCAGCAGGACAUCGACGACCUGAAGAGGCAGAACGCCCUGCUCGAGCAACAAGUGCGCGCCCUGGAGAAGGUGAAGGGCUCCGCUCAGCUCCAGGCCAGCUACUCGUCGUCCGACAGCAGCCUCUACACCAACCCCAAAGGCAGCGCCGUGUCGGCGUUCGACGGCGGCUCCGACUCCAGCUCCGAGUCGGAGGCGGAGGAGCCGCCCAACAGGAAGAAGCUGCGCGUGGAGGCGAGCUAGAGGAGCCCCCCCCCCCCCCCCCCCCCGAAAACCCCCCCCCCUCCCCUCCAAUCCCCGACCACGACAGCCGAAAAACCGGGCUACGGUCGAGGAGGCGGCGGGGCGCGAGGGAGGGCGGGAGGAACCCUCCGAAGCUCUCGAGGCCCGUCCACCCCUCACAACGACGACAACGACGACAACAACAACAACCCCAGCCCGUGUGACCGCCGCCUCCCUGUCCUCUAUCUCCGGGUGGGCUCACACUGGAGACUCCCUCGAAUCUCCUCGCCCCACCACCACCACCACCACCGACGACGACGAAGAAGAAGAAGACGCCGCCGCCAUCCCCAAGCGUCUCUCCAGCCAGCCUCCAUCAAACAGGAGGGAAGAUGUGAAGCAGUGGCGGGAAACGACGUCCCUCCCAACCCCCCCCACUUCUUCCUCUCCUCGACUUUUGGUUCGGUCAUCGACUCCCUCCUCCUCCUCCUCCUCCUCCUCCUCCUCCAGCAACAUCAACAAUCCAAAACCCACAAAGAGGCAGCUUGGCUACUUACGGACUUGAUGCUUUUUUUUGUACCCUCAACAAAGCCCUUCCUCCUCCUCCUCCUCCCCCCUUUCCUCCCCUUUCCUCCCCCUGCCACCUUCCUAACCGUAUGAUUUUAUUUUAUUAUCUUUUUUCUUAAAGGGGGAGGAAGGGUGAGCCGGGUGUACUCUUCCAAGCACUGCUAUAUUAUAUAUUUUUUUGUUUAUUUUUUGUUAUUCUUGAUUAAAAAAAAAAAAAAAAAACUGUUUAGAAUUUAAACACACACACACACCUAGAUAAAAUACGAAUCGUCCUGGAAACCUUUUUAAAAAUAAUGAUCCAACAUUUGUAGCUUUUCCACUAAAGAAUGUGAAAGAGAAAAAAAAAAAAAACACUUUGAGGCCCGACAUGUUUUGUUAACACACACACACACUCGCACACACACGGAAAAUUAAAAAAAAAAACGUAAACUCCUUUGUUUAAAUUGAUGUUUUGAAAGGAGAAUUAUUCCUAAACUUGUAUCGUAUUUUGUCCUUUAGCUUGAAGUAGUGAAUGACUUUAGGUGGCUGAAUACAUCUCAUUUUUAUAUAAUCGAGAAAAGAAAAAGCAACGAUUGGAUGUUUUCAAGUUUAAAAAAAAUACUUUAUGAUUCUUUUUUUUGUUUUUUGUAGUACACAUCACACGAGUUGUGGGGGGGGAGACAAAAAAAAACGUGUAGUUUUCUUUGAGGCCGAGUUGAGAUCUGUAGGUAUUUGAAUGUCAGACAGGUAGCUCCCGUCUUUUUCUCUGUGAGCGGAGAACGACGACGAGGAGGAAGCGAAACGAGUCCCCGUCAAAUGUGUCGUGCUUUACACAGUUUAAAAAAAAAAACAAAUGAAAAACGGAAAAAAAUAAUCGAUGUUGCUGAAUCUGCCCCCCUCCCUCCCCCACCCACCACCACCCCUCCCACCCUUUGCCCCCUUUCGAGGAAAAAAAGGAAGCGUUAUUAUUUUAUUAUUUUUUUCUUUGCGUGUCUAGGAAAUGUGUGUGUAUGUAUAUUGUUUCCAUUUUAUUUCCAUUUAGGAGGAUAUAAUUAGUGUCGUAGGUCUUUGAUUCCAUUCCAUGGAAAUUACAAGUAUGUUGUACAUACUGCCAACAAUUGUCUUGCAAGUUGAGGCCUACCUUUACUAUGAGACUAUAAAAUAAACUAUUUUAUCCUUUAA
This is a messenger RNA of Mugil cephalus (flathead mullet), 2368 nucleotides long. It is a transcript of the gene max, whose product is annotated as myc associated factor X. Bases 149 to 664 code for a protein of 171 amino acids. Gene Ontology annotation, biological process: positive regulation of transcription by RNA polymerase II. NCBI's taxonomy places the organism in Eukaryota, Metazoa, Chordata, Actinopteri, Mugiliformes, Mugilidae. Gene Ontology annotation, molecular function: DNA-binding transcription factor activity; protein dimerization activity. The transcript has 5 exons. The record is from RefSeq and is a predicted model, not a curated record. Gene Ontology annotation, cellular component: RNA polymerase II transcription regulator complex.